CUAGCAAAACAAAUUUGGUAACUGCAGUCAGAGAGAGAGAGGAUACCACUUGUCGGAUUUCGCUCGCCAAGGACCAAACGGAUGACUUUACUGGACAGUUUUCCCUAUAAAGCGAAGCUGAGCAAUACUGGCAUCGUCGUCAGAAUCAGAAGACGGUGGAACUUCGCCCCCACCGCGUAAAAAGCAGCGAGUCUUGGCCUCUAUCAUGCAAUCGAAUGGCUGUCCCCAACACAAUGGAGAGUCGAGCAUUGCGACGUCGUCUCAACAAAAUGGCUCUUGUCCCUCGUUUGCAAAUGGCGAUUUUCAUACCAAAUCCUCUCCACGAAAGCCCAUGUCACAAACUGACCAAGAUAUUGUGCGGUUGAUCGUCCAGCAUUUGAGAGGACUGGGUCUGAAUCAGACAGCUGAGCAGCUGAUUUCUGAAUCCGGAUGUAUGCUGGAGCACCCCGCUGCAGCCAAACUAAGGUCUCAUGUCAUGGAGGGAGAAUGGGCAAAGGCCGAACAGGACUUGGAGGAGUUGAAAGGUUUAAUAGAAAGUUCACACGGAACCUUGAAAAUGCAGUUUCUGAUCCUGGAGCAGAAGUAUUUAGAACUGCUGGAGAGUGGGAGGGAAAUUGACGCUUUGCAUUGUCUGCGAUAUGAACUGACUCCUCUCAAGUUUAACACAGAGCGAGUACACCAGCUGAGCACGUUCAUGAUGUGCUGUAAUGCUGAAGAUUUACGUGAAACAGCAGAGUGGGAUGGCAAGGGUGUAGAAUCUCGUAGCAAACUGAUAGAGAAACUACAGACCUUCCUGCCCCCCUCUGUGAUGUUGCCGCCCCGCCGACUCGUCACCCUCCUGAAUCAGGCAGUAGAACAACAGAAGGAGAGAUGUCCGUACCACAACACAAAGUCUGACAGCAAUCUGGAGGCCGUGUCUCUUCUCAUAGACCACCUCUGUAGCAGAGAGCAGUUUCCUUCCAUCACUCUACAGACUCUAAAUGACCACUGUGAUGAAGUUUGGUUCUGUCGGUUCUCACCGGACGGUACCAAACUGGCCACUGGCUCAAAAGACGGCUCUCUCAUCAUAUGGGAGAUUGAUUUCUCCACCUAUGAGCUGAGAAGCAAGAAGACUUUUGAGAACCAUGCCUAUGGAGUGUCUUAUAUUGCCUGGAGCCCAGAUGGCACACAUAUUAUUGCCUGUGGUCCAGACGAUUGUUCUGAUCUCUGGUUGUGGAAUGUGGAGACUGGUGAUCUGAGAGUCAAGAUGAGCCAGUCUCCUGAGGAUAGUCUAACUACAGCAUCCUGGCAUAUAGACAGUAAAAAAUUUGUAACGGGGGGAAUUAGGGGCCAAUUUUAUCAGUGUGAUCUUGACGGCAAUGUGUUGGAUUCCUGGGAAGGUGUGCGUGUACAAUGUAUAGCCUGCCAGAAUGACGGGAAAACAGUCCUCGCUGCCGACACCCAUCAUCGCGUCAGGGGAUAUAACUUUGACGAACUUGCAGACUUCAAUGUAAUACAAGAAGAUCAUCCAGUCAUGUCUUUCACAUUAAAUGAUACAGGAAGAUUAAUAUUACUCAAUGUAGCUACUCAGGGAAUUCAUUUAUGGGACUUGCAUGAUAGGUGCUUAGUAAGGAAAUUUCAAGGGGUUACACAGGGAUUUUACACAAUACAUUCAUGUUUUGGAGGACUAAAUCAAGACUUCAUUGCCAGUGGAAGUGAAGAUCACAAAGUUUAUGUAUGGCAUCUAAGAAAAGAGGAGCCAAUUGCCGUCCUGGAGGGCCAUUCUAGGACCGUUAACUGUGUUCACUGGAAUCCCAAGCUACCAGGCAUGUUGGCCAGUGCCUCAGAUGAUGGCACGGUUAGGAUAUGGGGGCCUGCAGAACGAUUAGGCAAUGGAUGCGAGUCAGGCAGGAGUACCCCUGUAUAACAGUGGCUGAUAUGUAAGGAUUCCAAUACUACUCCAGGAUCUCACUGCCAUAAUGUGUUGAUGGAACCUUGGUUGUGGACAAAGAAACCUUGCAAGUCCAGGAUCAAUUACAGGGAAGCAAAGAAUAGAAAAGAAUAGAGAAAUCCAGUUUUAUACAGACUGGGUAACAUAGAAAAGGAACUUUGCCUGUUGGCUUCAAGAGGGCUGACAGUGUGUCAGGAUGUUCUGAUUAACAGACAAGCAAACCUGAAGAAAAUAAUUUCGUUGGUACAUUUCUAAUUUUAGAAGAAAAAAACAAAUGGAAAAUUGUAUUCAUAGGUUAAGUGAAAUUUUAGAUUUUUCUUUUCUAAAAGAUUUUUUUUCAUAAACUGCAAAAAAGUGUCAUUCAUUCUUACGAAUUCUAGAAAAUUAUUAGUCAAGGUAAUUAUAAUUCAACAGUUGGAUAAAACUGUAAUAUUUAUAGGAUUUUUUUUUUUUGUUUAAUAUAACCAAAAGAAAGAUCUGCUUCAUUAUUUCUGAACAACAAAGAUCCUGUAAGGUUCCCAUGGUAACACAUUUUAUUCAUUCCUAGAACAAUGAAGUAAAUAUUUGUCAGUAUUCUUCAAGUCUUGAAAUCGUCACAUUGUGAUGAACAGUGGAUUGAUUUCAGUCAAUACUGAACAUAUUUAUAUAUCAUUUUAACAUUAUUUUUAACUUUUUCUAGUUUCAUUUUUUGGCGUAUAUUUCUCAUCUGCACUCCACAUAAAAAGUUAGAAGACAUUUUGUUCUAGUCAAAAUUAAAAUAUUAAAUUACAAUGAACUGUUUUUCCCACUACUUACACAUUGAUUACAUAGCAAUUCUCUCUUUGUUUUUUGUUUCUCCAGUGUUAAUCGGAAUGUUUAUGCUAUCACCCAGAAAUCUAUGGACUUCCUUCUUUUUUGUAGUGUUUUUGUUAAUUACAAUCCUUAGAUGCAAAUCUUGUUUUUUUUAGCAGCAUUCAUUAUGCAGGUGAUUCAGAAUAGUUUGUUUUCAUCUCUGUAGACAAAAAAGUUCUAAAACAGAUCUUUAGAAUGGGAAAAAAAGAAAAACAAAUAUUUUAUCAUUUUUCUGAUUGCUUGAUUUGAUAUUAAGUUGCUGCAGUGUUAAACGUCCAUCAUCUUUCACCAUCAUUUUUUACCUAUACAACAUACCGGUAAUUCUAUCCAUUACUUCAUUAGUGUGAUGAUUAGGUAUGCUCAGUUAACAGAUCAGAAUAUUAAAAACAUCUUAACUGCUGUGUCAGUGCCAUACACUUAAAUACACUAAAAGAGUAACUGAAACCAGUAUGUCUUGUCUUGCAAAGUUCUGUGUAUAGAAGAAUUCUUUUUACCAUUUUUAUGAAAUUUUAUAUUUAGAAUCAUGUGCUAUUGUGUGGAUAUUUGGAGCUAAAACACACAGACUUUUGUGAUUUUUCUUAUGCUGUGUCUUUCAUGUUAAAAAAGUUUGACUAUGGAUCAUUGGAAGAUUAGAUUAUAUUUGCCAUUGACUACUCUUGAUUAAGAGGUUUAUUUGCAGGAGGUAAGAUUUUUAAAUGCAACAGUUUAAGAUUUAUUUCUACUUUCAUGGAAGGGAAAAAAAAAAACAGUUGAGUGUCUCUUUACAAAACUGCAUUGGAAUAUGUCUUGAACUAUGGAAGAAAGUGCAUUAAUACUCUAAAAGCAUGAAAUAUUUUGAGCUAUCUGUUUUGAAACUAGUCUAUUUUUGGGUGUGGGUGGGAGUGGUUGGGGCAAGCUAGUAAGAGGUACAUCUCUAAAGGUUUGUCACCCUGUACAGGCGAA
Molecule: messenger RNA, 3703 nt
Organism: Saccostrea cuccullata (small rock oyster)
Lineage: Eukaryota; Metazoa; Mollusca; Bivalvia; Ostreida; Ostreidae
Product: WD repeat-containing protein 26-like
Exons: 14
Coding region: 206-1906 (566 amino acids)
Biological process (GO): proteasome-mediated ubiquitin-dependent protein catabolic process
Cellular component (GO): GID complex
Molecular function (GO): protein binding
Source: RefSeq, a predicted model, not a curated record